UUCCUCUUUUUGGUUUAACCUUCUUUUGAUUCUUUCUAUAUAUACAAAUACAAAACCACCUCUUCCUCUUAACAAACCUCUCUACGUUUCUCUCUCUCUUCUCUCUAAUUGUUGCAAUGAUGCAAGAAUUAGGCUUAGAACGUUUCUCCAACGACGUCGUUUCCUUAGACCUCACUCCUCCUUCCCAAACCUCGUCUACUUCUCUCUCCAUCGACGAAGAGGAAUCACCUGAGGCCAAGAUCCGACGGCUGAUAUCUGAGCAUCCCGUGAUUAUUUUCAGCAAAUCUUCUUGUUGCAUGUGCCACGUCAUGAAAAGACUCUUGUCAACAAUUGGUGUCAUCCCCACCGUCAUCGAGCUCGAUGAUCACGAGGUUUCCUCUCUCCCCUUGGCUCUUGGAGAAGAAUAUUCCGGCGGUGGCUCCCUCGUUGUUCCUCUUCCGGCGGUUUUCAUUGGCCGUGAGUGUGUAGGAGGUCUUGAGUCCCUCGUGGCAAUCCAUCUAAGUGGUCACCUUGUCCCUAAGCUUGUCCAGGUUGGAGCUCUUUGGGUAUGAUAUUGUAAUUUACUUCCUUGAGUUUCAAUAGUAUUUUGCAGUAUCAAAAGCAUAAAUUAGGGUUUCUCUUUUCUGAUUAUUAGCUGAUGAUCAUAACUAAAUACCCAUGUACUAUGAAUAAUAACUAAAGAUGUGUAAGUAGUAAAUUUUAUAUAAUUUGCUUCCUCUC
This is a messenger RNA of Raphanus sativus (radish), 720 nucleotides long. Its product is annotated as glutaredoxin-C6. Bases 117 to 551 code for a protein of 144 amino acids. The record is from RefSeq and is a predicted model, not a curated record. The transcript has a single exon. NCBI's taxonomy places the organism in Eukaryota, Viridiplantae, Streptophyta, Magnoliopsida, Brassicales, Brassicaceae.